UUGGGAGUCCUAAACGAAGAGUUCAAUGGCCGCGAUGGCUCUGGUGGUGCCUCAACCCUGCGCCUCUGGGCUUUUCGGCGUUUUUCCGAUGCCGAGAGCUACUGGCUUUUCCGACGGGGAGUGGCUCAGCACUGUGGGGCCCUCGGCUUGGCUGAGGUCCUCUUUAACCUCACGCCUCUGAACGCCAACUGCCUGCUGAUUGAGCCUCGAGCGGCCAGGCUGGAGGCCCACAACUACCUCUUUGAUUUGCCCUCGGCGGCGUUCACUACCAGCACCACAACCGCCAGACAGCUGCAGCAAAAGGAUCUUGGUGGUGGAGCAGGUGGAUCUGGAAGGGGUUCUAUGACCGGCCUACAUCCGUCUGUUGGUCUGUUUCUUAAACCGGGCAGCAGCAUGCUGACCAAGUCAUUUGCCACCGUCUUUGCUCCCCUUACCUCUCGACCCGGUAUGAUUGGAUCUUGA
This is a messenger RNA of Dibothriocephalus latus, 462 nucleotides long. The record is from the annotation of a GenBank genome assembly. Lineage: Eukaryota; Metazoa; Platyhelminthes; Cestoda; Diphyllobothriidea; Diphyllobothriidae.